AUGAAACCAAGCGAGCAAGAAAUAAAAGAGGCUCAUGCGUUAAAGGACGCUUUGAGAAGCAAAAGCAAGUUUCGUCCUGAUUACUCUCAAGAAAGGUUAGACUAAUAGCAAGAGAUUUAAAAGGACAGAAUCAAAGAAUAUGAAAUUAGAAAUUUUAGAGAAAUGUUAAGAUUGAUUCCAGAAGUGAGAAAAAAGAUUCCUAAAUCAGAAUAAGAAACUUCAAUUAAGCUUUAUGAUGAUUACAAUAAUAGUGUUUAAAAAUCUACUUUAUUUAUUAUCCCUAUUUCAUUUUUCGCUUUUUGCAAUAAACGCAUGUAAAAUCUUAUGGGAAAGCCUGGAACUUUCAUUCUUUCAAUAGCAUCAACGACUAUGAUGACAUUUACUAAUUUAAUAUUUUUCUAGCCUCUCUUACAUUAGGAAAAGAUAUAAAGAUUAAGGAAUAUUUGCAAUUAAUAUAAACCAAUCAUUAGAGAUCAAAAUUAUUUAGAUUAUUUAAAUUUCAAUAAAUCUUAUAGGAUGGAUGAAAAACUCCUUUAAAAUGAAGUUAUAGCAGAUCGUGUUUAAGCUGCUUAUUAAUAGUUUAUACCAAUAUUUAAGGAAGGAAAAUAUACUUACUCUCAUAGAGGAUAGUUAAGGAAGUAGCUUUCAGAAUUAGAAGCAGAAAUAGAUGAGGAUUUUAGAAAAUAGCUUGAGGAAGGUAAAGAAUUUGCAAGACAAGUACAGUAAAAAAUGCUUUAAAGAGAGCUGUUAAAACAGUAAUAAGAAUAAUAAAAACAAUAAGAAGAAUAAAAAAUACUAUAAUAACAAAAAUGA
Messenger RNA from Tetrahymena thermophila SB210, 813 nucleotides. RefSeq names its product transmembrane protein, putative. The transcript has a single exon. NCBI's taxonomy places the organism in Eukaryota, Ciliophora, Oligohymenophorea, Hymenostomatida, Tetrahymenidae. The record is from RefSeq and is a predicted model, not a curated record.